Nelumbo nucifera (sacred lotus) is the source of this 4910-nucleotide messenger RNA. NCBI's taxonomy places the organism in Eukaryota, Viridiplantae, Streptophyta, Magnoliopsida, Proteales, Nelumbonaceae. The record is from RefSeq and is a predicted model, not a curated record.
UUGGUUCCCCUUUUGUUAUUACACAUUCCUUUUAACAAUACUAUUAAGAAAGAAAUAUCAUCUGAAAAAGGUGGUAUAGAUUUACAAUUUUCAACCAUUUUUACUACUGUUUCUCUGGUUUGGAGUUUCCGUGGUUUUUUGCAGGCACCCCUUUUGUGGGAUUUCUAGGGUUUUCGUCUUGGUUCUGGUGCCAUUGUUACUUCCGGCAGUUCAGAUGCAGUUCAUUUCAGAUUUAUUAGUCUUUUUGCUGUGAUGAAUUCCUAUCCCUGUGGAUGGCGAUAGAUUUUCUGUGGGUCGUUCAUUUGUUCGUCUUUCACGGAUUCAUCAUUUCUACCAGCCCUAUCUUUUUGUCCCAAAUUGGUUUUAUUUAUGCUUCAACAGACGAUUUCUCUAUCGUUGAUUCCGACUUCGAUUUGUUCGGUCAUGAUUACUCCCCUCCCUCACCUCCUCCUCCUCCGCCGCAUCCUCCAUCGGUAUCUUGUGAGGAAGAUCUCAAGGGAGUGGGUUCGCUGAAUACUUCUUGUCAGUUCGUUACCGACUUGCAGCUCGAGGAUGAUGUGUACAUAGAAGGGAAUGGCAGUUUAAAAAUCCUUCCCGGCGUAUCCUUCAGUUGCCCGGUUGCUGGAUGUUCAAUUACCAUCAACAUUAGCGGAGAUUUUACUUUGGGCGAGAAUGCGUCUAUUGUGUCGGGAACAUUUAUUUUGAAAGCAAACAACGCGAGCCUGCUUAGCGGUUCCACAAUCAAUACUACAGCUUUGGCUGGUGCUCCCCCUGCUCAGACAAGUGGCACUCCGCAGGGUAUUGAUGGGGCUGGUGGAGGGCAUGGGGGCAGAGGUGCUUGCUGCUUAACGGAUAAGUCAAAGCUUCCAGAUGAUGUGUGGGGUGGCGAUGCUUACUCUUGGUCAUCACUCACAACUCCGUGGAGUUAUGGUAGUAAGGGUGGCACGACUAGCAAAGCGGAGGACUAUGGUGGUGCUGGUGGUGGGCGGAUUAAGCUCGAGAUAAUUAAUUCUCUUGACAUCAAUGGAACUGUUUUAGCUGAUGGAGGCGAUGCCGGUCUCAAAGGUGGAGGAGGUUCUGGUGGCAGCAUCUGCAUCAAGGCUCAUAAGAUGAAUGGAAAUGGAAGGAUAAGUGCCUCUGGUGGCAAUGGCUUUGGUGGAGGUGGUGGUGGAAGAGUUUCUAUUGACAUCUACAGUAGGCAUGAUGACCCAAAGAUAUUUGUUCAUGGAGGAAGAAGCUUUGGCUGUCCAGAAAACUCUGGUGCUGCUGGGACUUUUUAUGAUGCUGUUCCUCGAAGCCUUAUUGUUAGCAAUCACAACAUGUCAACAAACACUGAUACACUUCUUUUAGAGUUUCCUAAUCAGCCCCUAUGGACAAAUGUUUAUGUCCGAAAUAAUGCUAAAGCUGCUGUUCCUCUGCUCUGGAGUCGUGUGCAGGUCCAGGGGCAACUUAGUCUAUUGUGUGGUGGAGUUUUGAGCUUUGGGCUAGCACACUAUCCUUCAUCAGAGUUUGAACUUAUGGCAGAAGAGCUUUUAAUGAGUGAUUCGGUAAUCAAGGUAUAUGGGGCUUUGCGUAUGUCCGUAAAAAUGCUAUUGAUGUGGAAUUCCAAGAUGGUCAUAGAUGGUGGUGGGGAUGCAAUGGUUGCCACGUCUUUGCUUGAAUCUAGCAAUUUGAUUGUUCUCAAGGAAUCAUCUGUCAUACACUCUAAUGCAAAUCUGGGAGUUCAUGGACAAGGUUUACUAAAUUUGUCUGGGCCCGGAAAUCAGAUUGAAGCACAACGUCUGAUUCUCUCAUUAUUUUACAGUAUCCAUGUUGGGCCUGGAUCUGUUCUUCAGGGUCCUUUGGAAAAUGCAACCUCUGAUGCUGUGACACCAAAGCUCUACUGUGAAUUCCAGGAUUGCCCAGCAGAACUGCUUCAUCCACCUGAAGAUUGCAAUGUGAACUCUUCAUUGUCCUUUACUCUUCAGAUCUGCCGAGUUGAAGAUAUUACUGUUGAAGGCCUCAUAAAAGGUUCUGUUGUUCAUUUCCACAGGGCAAGAACUGUAGUUGUUCAAUCAUCUGGUAUAAUAACCACAUCUGGAUUGGGAUGUACAGGUGGUGUAGGUAGAGGUAUGGCUUUUAGUGAUGGAGUUGGCAGUGGUGGUGGGCAUGGUGGUAAAGGUGGGGAUGGAUAUUACAAUGGAAGUUUUAUUGAUGGUGGUGUUGCAUAUGGAAAUGCUGAUUUGCCUUGUGAACUUGGUAGUGGAAGUGGAAAUGAUGACACAGGUGGUUCAACUGCUGGUGGUGGUAUCAUAGUGAUGGGUUCGUUAGAGCAUUCUUUGUCAAGUUUAUCCAUUUAUGGUUCACUUAGAGCAGAUGGAGAAAGUUUUGGGCAGAGCAUUAGAAAGCAUGGUUAUGGGAUUUUGGAUAGUUUAAAUGGAGGCCCUGGAGGUGGAUCUGGAGGAACUAUUCUUUUGUUUUUGCGUACGCUGACCCUUGGAGAGACUGCUAUUAUUUCAAGUGUUGGAGGACAUGGUAGUCACAGUGGUAGUGGUGGUGGUGGUGGUGGUAGGAUUCACUUUGAUUGGUCUGACAUUCCUACAGGUGAUGAAUAUCAACCUAUAGCAAGCGUUAAAGGAAGCAUAUACAGAAGGGGAGGAUUAGGAAGGGAUAAAGGCCAGACUGGAGAAAGUGGAACUGUUACUGGUAAAGCUUGCCCGAAAGGGCUUUAUGGGAUCUUUUGUGAGGAAUGUCCAGCUGGCACUUUCAAGAAUGUUAGUGGUUCUGAUAAAGCCCUUUGUCAUCAAUGCCCACCUUAUGAGCUUCCACAUCGUGCCAUCUACAUAAAUGUUCGAGGUGGCGUUGCUGAAACUCCAUGCCCUUACAAAUGCAUUUCUGACAGAUAUCACAUGCCUCGCUGUUACACAGCUCUUGAAGAGUUGAUAUACACCUUUGGUGGGCCAUGGUUAUUUGGCCUUCUUCUCUUGGGUCUCCUUAUCUUGUUAGCUCUGGUGCUUAGUGUUGCACGGAUGAAGUUUGUUGGUACUGAUGAAUUGCCAGGUCCAGCUCCCACUCAGCUGGGCUCUCAAAUUGAUCACUCCUUCCCUUUCCUGGAGUCACUGAAUGAGGUUCUGGAAACUAAUAGAGCUGAAGAGUCUCAAUCUCAUGUCCAUAGAAUGUAUUUUAUGGGACCCAAUACUUUUAGUGAACCGUGGCAUCUUCCUCACUCUCCUCCAGAACAAGUAAUGGAGAUUGUAUACGAGGAUGCAUUCAACAGAUUUGUUGAUGAUAUUAAUGCCUUGGCUGCUUACCAGUGGUGGGAAGGAGCUGUCUAUAGCAUUUUAUCUCUUCUUGUAUAUCCUCUUGCAUGGUCAUGGCAGCAAUGGCGUCGUAAAAAGAAACUACAACGGUUGCGUGAAUUUGUCCGAUCAGAAUAUGACCAUGCUUGUUUACGUUCUUGCCGUUCACGUGCUCUCUAUGAAGGGCUUAAGGUUGCUGCAACUUCUGAUUUAAUGCUUGCAUACGUGGACUUUUUUCUUGGUGGAGAUGAAAAGAGAACUGAUCUUCCUCCUCGUCUUCAUCAAAGAUUUCCAAUGUCCAUUGUUUUUGGGGGUGAUGGAAGUUACAUGGCUCCUUUCUCACUUCAAAGUGAUAACGUUCUGACUAGUCUUAUGAGUCAAGCUGUCCCACCUACAAUUUGGUAUCGGUUGGUGGCUGGUUUAAAUGCUCAUCUGCGCUUAGUUCGCCGUGGACGCCUGAGGACAACAUUUUUACCUGUCCUCAGCUGGCUUGAAACACAUGCAAAUCCUGCUUUGAGCAUCCAUGGUAUUCGGAUUGACCUUGCAUGGUUUCAGGCUACAACUUGUGGUUAUUUCCAGUUUGGACUUGUGGUAUAUGCUGUUGAAGAAGAACCUGAGAUGGUGCCUGCUGAACUUGUAGAUGGAGCAGUGAGAACUCAGCAACAAUCAUGUGCACAUGGUGUUCAUGGAGACUGUCUGCCAAGACGUAUGAGAAGCAAUGAAAAUAUUAUGAUACACAAAAGGUUAUGUGGAGGGAUUUUGAGUACUUGUAGCAUUAGAAUGCUUGAAGAGAAGAAAGAUAUUUUUUACCCCUUCUCUUUUAUAGUGCAUAAUACAAAACCUGUUGGCCACCAGGACCUUGUUGGUUUGAUCAUAUCAAUACUUCUUUUAGGAGAUUUUAGCUUAGUGUUGCUUACUCUGCUCCAAUUGUACUCUAUUUCACUGGUGGACUUCCUUUUAGUGUUGUUUGUUCUUCCUCUUGGGAUUCUAUUUCCAUUUCCUGCUGGUAUCAAUGCUUUAUUCAGUCAUGGUCCUAGGCGGUCAGCAGGUCUUGCACGUGUAUAUGCUUUGUGGAAUAUUACAUCCUUGAUUAAUGUUGUGGUUGCCUUCAUUUGUGGAUUUGUCCAUUAUAAGACCCAAUCGUCGUCAAGUAGAAGACAUCCAAACUUUCAGCCCUGGAAUUUUAGCAUGGAUGAAAGUGGAUGGUGGAUGCUUCCUACUGGACUGGUGCUGUGUAAAUGUGUCCAGGCACGACUCAUCGAUUGGCAUGUCGCUAAUCUAGAGAUACAUGACCGUUCGUUGUAUAGUAACAACCCGGACCUGUUUUGGCAGUCAUGAUGAUGAUACUAAUUAACCAGGUAUCGUUUCAUGCAAGGUUUUUUUUUUAUUAUUAUUAUUUUGUUGCAUUUUUCCCCUUUACUUCCUUUUUUUUUAUAUUCUGAGAAAGUAGGUGAAUGGCACAUAGAGGAAAAGAGAGAAAUAGAGAGUGAAAGGCAUUCAUUUAUGUAAUACCUUGUGAUUAUGUGCAGUAAUAGUUCUCUUCUAUGUAAAUAUAAACUGGGUUCUGCCCAUUCUUUGUCGUAGUCCUUUUUCUGUUGGCAAUCUUAUUUCGAGUCCCCUUUUGUUCUUGCA